Messenger RNA from Paramecium pentaurelia, 988 nucleotides. The record is from the annotation of a GenBank genome assembly. Lineage: Eukaryota; Ciliophora; Oligohymenophorea; Peniculida; Parameciidae.
AUGAAUAGAACCAAUUGUAAAAAGGUUUUUCAUAUUGCUAUGUUAAAGAUUUAUGUAAAAUUUUAAUUUUAUCAAGUUUUAGCUUGAAUAAAAAAAAAAUUCUGAUCAUUUCUUAUAGGAUAUUUUUUUUUCUUGGGCUUUAAUUAUAUUUAAAAAAGAAAAUGAUUAUGAUAAGAAUGAUAAUAAUAAUAAUCAUAAUUAGAUGAGAAUUUAGCUCGGAAGACCUAAAGGCCAGUAAGGCUUAAGAGAGAAAGUAAUAUCAAUAGCCCCAGAUGAAUAAAAUAAUUACAUUUAAUAAGAUCCUGAUUGUGUUAAACUCUUUAAAUUAUUUGCUACACAAGGAUGUUAUAAGAUUAGAAUUUUAACUCGCAAUUCAAAAAAAAAGCCUAAUUAUAAAUAGUAGAGUGAAAAUAUUCAAGAAUCAUAUUUUUAAUAAAAUAAUUAUUGCCCCGAAUUUUUCUUUUUAUCAUAGAGAAGGAAGAAUUAUUCAUUUGAAAAUUCAAUUCUAGUUGAUAAGACUCAAUAUAAAAGAAUAAAUUAUAGUGAAUUUGAUCCUAAAUUUAAAAUCUUAAUAACUAAAUUGAAUAUAGUUCUGAAAGAAUUAGACGAAUAGUUUAUUUCUAUAUUAAUAGAUAUAUUAUUACAAUAUAUAAACUUAUUUGAUUGGUACUUAGAUUAAAAUUCAUUUGCAUAAUAUAUAGUUGAAGAAUUAUAAGACCCAUAAAAUCAUUUAAAAUAUCAAUAUUUAAUAAAUUGGUAAAACUAAAAAUAAAUUACUAAAGAUGUACGAAUGAAGAUGCAUCUAGAUAAUCUUUAAAAUAAUAAAAGAUCAAUAAGUUAAAGAAUUUCUUAAAAAGUUUAAAAUAAGCAUUAAGAAUUUCUAGAAAAACAAGAAAGACAUUUAAAUAAAGAAUAUAAUAUGGAACCUAUUGAAUAUUUAAUUUCUAAAUUAAUUAAGAUAUUUAAUAAAAUCAUGGCAAAAAAUUGA